AGACAGAAUUUAGAUCAAAUACUCAUCCUGCUGCUGCCUGUUGCUGAGUGGAAGACAACAGAAAACCCUGGAUUCAAACCUCCACUAGGUUUUUGUUUUCCUUGUUUUGUUUCCUUUCAUUUUGCCUUAAGAAGAUGACCAGUGAAACCACAACUCUGAUAUCCUUGAAGGAGGCGAUGAAAAGAGUAGACCACAAACUCCAAGGUUUAGAAGCACAGUUUAAAGAAAUGGAUUUCACCAAGGAUAGUCUGACCCGGAGAUUUGAACAGCACAGCAAGGCUUUGGUAAGCCAGGCAGCCCAGGAUGAGCUGUGGAGAGCAGUUCUGGCCCCCAAAUUCACUUCAAUGGAACUGAAUAUUUUAUACAGCUACGUCACUGAAGUUCUCAUCUGCUUGCACACUCGUGUGCUUGACAAGCUGCCAGACCUGGUGCGAGGUCUUCCCACCUUAACCUCUAUCCUGAGACGAAAAGUCAAGAACCAGCGCGUUGGAGUUGUGUGGGAGUCUGUCCUGGAGGAGUGUGGGCUGCAAGAAGGAGAUAUCACAGCCCUUUGUACCUUCUUUAUUGCCCAUGGCCACAGGGCAGAAUACUAUGGUGCUAAAGUGAGGCAGAUGUAUAUCAGGGAUGUCACCUUCCUAAUCACUAACAUGGUAAAGAAUCAGGCUCUGCAGGAUGGUUUACUGAAGGCUGUUCAGAUCAUUGAGAAGGGGAAAGCAGUGAGGGCUCCUGAAGAGCAAAAGUCAUUGCUAAAAGAGUUGCUACCAUCAGUCAGAAACUAAUUUUGAUGACCAAGA
Messenger RNA from Enhydra lutris kenyoni (northern sea otter), 794 nucleotides. RefSeq names its product single-pass membrane protein with coiled-coil domains 1. The record is from RefSeq and is a predicted model, not a curated record. The transcript is spliced from 3 exons. Bases 135 to 779 code for a protein of 214 amino acids. NCBI's taxonomy places the organism in Eukaryota, Metazoa, Chordata, Mammalia, Carnivora, Mustelidae.